Molecule: messenger RNA, 2136 nt
Organism: Apis mellifera (honey bee)
Lineage: Eukaryota; Metazoa; Arthropoda; Insecta; Hymenoptera; Apidae
Product: arylsulfatase B
Exons: 8
Coding region: 214-1836 (540 amino acids)
Source: RefSeq, a predicted model, not a curated record
UGUUUAUUUCUGUUCCUCAUUCUUUUGUGUCUCGCAGGAGCUCUUACAUAAACAUCGCGUAUAAUGUUGUGAUCAUUUAUUUUAGUAAAUUGUGCUUCGAAUUGUUGAAAAAAAAUCGUGUCCCUCUUGUGUUACAAAUUAUACAAUUUUUCAGUGGAUUUUUAUUUUAUUUAUUUUUACUUUAUUAUUACAUUUUUUUUAUUUUCGUCAAAAAUGCGUUAUUUUUCCAUAAUAUCGAUGAUCAUAUCUUUGCUACCCUUAAUAUUAACUAUAGAUUGUGUACUCGGUCUGUAUGAAACGCCACCUCACAUUAUCGUAUUCAUGGCUGAUGAUUUGGGGUGGAACGACGUCGGUUUCCACGGAUCGAAUCAGAUACCAACUCCCAACAUCGACGCUCUCGCUUACAAUGGAAUUAUAUUAAACAGGCACUACGUUCUACCGUCGAGCACACCAUCCAGGAUAGCAUUUUUCACCGGCCUUUACCCGAUUCGUAUCGGGAUGCAAGGGGAUGGGAUUCGUGGUGGCGAGCCACGGGGUCUUCCAUUGCACAUAAAAAUAUUGCCGGAGCAUUUACGAGGUUUGGGAUACGUGACGAAGUUAAUUGGGAAAUGGCACAUGGGAUUCCACACGCUCCAGUACACCCCGUUGCACAGGGGGUUCGAUACGUUCUUCGGCUUUUACAACAGUCACAUCACGUAUUACGAUUACGAGUACUCGAAUCAGAAUAUGACCGGAUACGAUAUGCAUUGCGGGGACGAUCCGGCGUACGGGAUGAAGCGGGAAUACGCGACGGAUCUGUUCACCAACGAGGCGAUCAAGAUCAUCGAGAAUCACGAGCUGCCCAGACCUCUUUAUCUUCAGAUCUCGCAUCUGGCUGUUCACGCGCCCAUAGAACAACCGGACGACUCGAGCAGGGACGAGAUCGUACAGAUUCGCGAGCCAAAUCGGCGAAAAUAUGCCAAAAUGGUGUCGAAAUUAGACGAAUCGGUUGGGCGUGUAGUUCACGCGUUAGGCGAGAAAGGAAUGCUGAGGGACUCCCUAAUCCUGUUUCUCACCGAUAAUGGAGCAGCUUCGAUCGGUAGAUACAGAAAUUACGGCUCGAACUAUCCAUUAAGAGGAACGAAAUACACUUUGUACGAAGGAGGGGUGAGAGGAGUCGCGGCAUUAUGGUCGUCGAGAUUGGAGAAAGGAGCCCGUGUUUUCAAGAAGUUGAUACACAUAACCGAUUGGUUGCCAACCCUUUAUUCCGCGGCUGGUGGAGAUCUGAAGGAUCUGGGCAAGAUCGAUGGGAUCGAUCAGUGGCGUGUACUCAGCGAGGGGCAAGGGCACGGCAGGGAGAAACUUUUGUUAAAUAUCGAUGAGGUUAUGAUAACCGAGGGGGCGAUAUACAGCCGGUUCAAAUUGUUGCGAGGUUCCGUAGGGAACGGUUAUUACGACAAAUAUUACGGGGAUUCCGGAAGAACGUUGGAGACGCCACCGUACACAGAAGUGGUAUUGAAGAGCGCUGUUUCUCAAAGUAUCACUUAUCAUCUGGGCGGCCCAGUGACACAGCCAAGCACGAUGGUACAAUUAAGGCGAGAAGCGACCGUCCAGUGUCAUCCAAAUAUGUCGUAUUAUUACAGGCACUCGUUCACAUUUUGUAACGUGACGGAAUGUUUAUUCGAUAUAGUGAACGAUCCAUGCGAAACGAAAAACAUCGCGGAAGCUUAUGCCAGAGUGAGUGUUACGGAUCGUCCUUCAAUUAUUUCUUAUUUAAGAUAUCAAUAUGCAACAGAUCGCGAGAGAUUUGGAUCUUUACCUGGAACACUAUGGUCGCGUUUUAAUGAAACAAAUUAGAAAACCGGUGGAUUGGUUGGCCGAUCCAAAAAGAAGGAACAAUACGUGGGAGCCAUGGAUGAAUUCGAGAGCCACGAUAUGCGUUCAAAAUAUCGGAACUAUAUACGUCAAUUUGGUAUAUUACAUUCAUGUUUCGAUCAUAUUCAUUUCGAUAUUGAUGAACAAUUUUAUCUGAUCGUAUAAUAUUUGCAUAAUAUUUCGAGAUGGAUGGAUUAUAGCAGCAUCGAUAAAUUAUCAAAACUCAAUCGAUUUGAUUUCAAACGAGACGAUGUUUUAAUAAAUGAUAGGGUAACAACUCGA